This is a messenger RNA of Aegilops tauschii subsp. strangulata, 2351 nucleotides long. RefSeq lists its product as uncharacterized. Gene Ontology annotation, molecular function: protein binding; snoRNA binding. NCBI's taxonomy places the organism in Eukaryota, Viridiplantae, Streptophyta, Magnoliopsida, Poales, Poaceae. Gene Ontology annotation, cellular component: small-subunit processome; Pwp2p-containing subcomplex of 90S preribosome. The record is from RefSeq and is a predicted model, not a curated record. Gene Ontology annotation, biological process: maturation of SSU-rRNA from tricistronic rRNA transcript (SSU-rRNA, 5.8S rRNA, LSU-rRNA).
CGCGACCACCCCCUCUCUCUUUUCUCUACCCUCUCCUCGUUGCCGUGGCAGCUCUUCCCUCUCCUCCCCUCCUCCACGCCGCAACCAAAACCCUAAACCCUAGCAUCAGCUCCACCCCGCCGGCGCCGAGAUGGCGGACACGGUGCAGUACCGCCUCGAGCGGAUGUCCGAUGAGCUCGACGACCUCGAGCGCCGGGGCCUCUUCACCCGCGCCGAGCUCGCCGAGGUCGUGCGCCGCCGCCGCGACUUCGAGUUCCGCCUCCGCCGUCACUCCCCGCGCAAGGCCGACUUCCUCGACUACAUCGCCUACCUGCUCCGCGUCGACGCGCUCCGGGACCUGCGCAAGCGCGCCAUCAUACGCGCCACGCCUAACCCUACCCACUCCGACGAGGACAACGACACGAACGAGGAUGGCAAAAAGAGGAAGAAGAGGAAGAAGAAGUGGGCCAAGUCCAUCUCCGACUUCGCGGGAGUCCUCCGCGUCCUCGACGUCUACAGGAUGGCCACCGUCAGGUUCAAGGGCGACCUCGACCUCUGGUUCCGCUACCUCGAGUUCUGCCGCCAGAAGGGCCACGGCCGGAUGAAGCAGGUUAUGGCGCAAGCCAUUCGUUACCAUCCCAAGGUUCCUGGGCUUUGGAUGUAUGCAGCAGCGUGGGAAUUUGAUCAGAACUUGAAUGUUGCUGCAGCACGUGCACUUAUGCAGAGUGGUCUCAGAUCUUGUCCAGAAUCUGAAGAUAUGUGGAUUGAAUAUCUUCGUAUGGAGCUUACCUACCUUAACAAGCUUAAGGCUCGAAAGGUAGCUCUUGGGGAGGAUGUGAAGACACUGCAAAAAAGUAGUGAUGAUUCGGGUCAGUGGAAAGAGGAGAACAAAGGAUUGUUCAUGUCACUUGAUGAACAAGGUGACAGUCCCAAGGAGUCUGGCUUGGAGGAUGUUGCUUUGGAGGACAAGGAAGAUCUAUUUUGGCAGCAAGGAGUGUUAAUCAUUCGAACAAUUUAUCAUGGUGCUAUGGAAGCUCUUCCGUCAAGCUUAACCUUGAGGAAGAAAAUUUUGGAGAUAUUAAAUAGUGUUGAGCUGGCACAUUCUGAAGAGCUGAGGUUGGAGGUCAUGGAUGACCUGAAGAAAGAUUUCUCUCAUAAUGAGGACUACUGGGAUUGGCUCGCUAGGCUUCAGCUUAGUGACUCCAUUAAUUCCAGUACUUUGAAUAAAAAGGAAGCUGUAUUGAAUAAGCUUAACAAAUCAAUUCAGGUGUAUGAUGAAGCUGUCAGAAAGUUGCCUACUUCCAAAAUGUACUCCCUGUAUGCAAACUUCUGGUUGGGUGUUGUAUUCUCAGACAGAGAGGACUCCAUCUCAUUAUUCCAUGAUGCUGAUUUUGAUGCUUCAGAAUUUACUUCAGCUAUACUGAAAGUUUUUGAAAAUGCUGAAUCGUGUGGAUGUCUCUCCGAGGAUCUUGCCUGCCAAUAUGUCUCACUUUGUUUGAAACUAGGAAGGUCGGAGGAAGCACCUGAAAGAUUGGAGGAAGCUAAGAAUCUCGCAGAAAAGCUCUGCAGUGGUCCUCUUUCACAGGCUGCAAAUCUGUGGAACUUGAGAGCUUCUAUAGAGAUAAAGUCACUUGCUACUGCUACCGGCAGUGCUUCCUUUAGUGAGGAGAAUCUAAGUUCUCUGUUUGAUUUAUUUAAUAUUGUACUUCCGAAGUUAUCCAUAACCAAGGCCGAGGGACUCUGGCAUACGGCGAUGAAAUUGUUUUCUCAUGAAAAGAUAUAUUUCGAAAAGCUGGUGAAAUGUGCAAUGCUAUCAUUAAGUUCAGCUGGUGGGAGUGAUUGUGGAGCUUCAGUCUCUUCAGCUUUUGUCGGAUGGGUUUUGCAGAAAGAUGGUAUUAAGCAAGCUAGGAAAAUGUAUAAGAGAUUUUUGGCUUUACCGCGCCCCAGUCUUAAGUUCUUCCAGUUCUGCAUAGAGCUGGAAGCUAACCUUGCAGUCGGAAACAAUGAUGGCCUCGUAAACGCACGCAAGCUCUAUGAUUCAGCAAUCAGCAUCUAUCCACAAGAAAGGGAACUAUGGAGGAAGUACUACAAUAUGGAGUUGACGGUGGGAACAUCAGAAACAUCAAAUGCUAUCUACUGGCGUGCCCGCAAGGUGCUCAAUGACUCCACCGCGCUCGACGUUCCCCGUAGUUAGCAACCUGUCCCCAUGUGUACCAUGUAAUACCAUUUUUGAUUGUAUUGAUUUGUCUGUUGCUAUAGGCAUAUGUAAGUCAGAUUUGACAUAAGUUUUGGCUCUUCUUUUUUUGUCGGUCCGAAGAAUUUUAUGUGCUCGUGGGAUGAUCUGAGUAAACUGGAAUAGCUUGUGUUGUGAA